AUGGGGACGACGUCUACCCCUCCAAAGGAGGGUUCUUCAUUUACUCGACUAUUUUGGCCGAAGACCAGUUCGAAUCCGCAAGCGAGUGUAUCACGAACGAAUGCCACGACGCAGGCAGGCAGCACGACGCCUUCGUCCGACGUGUCGGACGCGUCGACGACACCUGCUGGCUCUCGUACAUCAGUGCAAACGAUUCCCAUUGCUAUGGGCGCCACACCGUCAGGGCCUGCGACGCCGACGGAGGAGCCUACCGUGCAUGUGAGCGAUGGCGACAUUAUUGCGCGGGGGCUUGAUUCGCCGGACGACGAGGUUGGCUCAGUGCUGACCGAGGACGAGGAGGAUGAAGAGGACUACUGUCGUGGUGGGUACCACCCCGUGAAUGUCGGUGAUAUCUUCUCCAAUGGACGGUACGUGAUUGUGCGGAAACUGGGCUGGGGCCACUUUUCGACGGUGUGGCUUGCAAAGGACCGAGUGGCGAAUCGCCACGUCGCGCUCAAAGUGGUCAAGUCGGCACCGCACUACACAGAAACGGCCCAGGACGAGAUCAAGCUGCUUCAGCGCCUGGUCUCGGCGGACCACGACCAUCCUGGCCGACGACACUGCGUGUCCCUGCUCGACCACUUUCGACACAAUGGCCCCAACGGCUCCCAUGUAUGCAUGGUGUUUGAGGUACUGGGCGAGAACUUGCUCGGUCUAAUUAAGCGAUACCAACACCGCGGUGUGCCUGUCCACAUUGUCAAGCAGAUCGCGAAACAAGUGCUACUUGGUCUGGACUAUAUGCAUCGGUCGUGUGGGAUUAUCCAUACGGAUUUGAAGCCGGAAAAUGUGCUCAUUUGCAUUGAUGAUGUCGAGAAAGUAGUUGAAGCUGAACUACGAACCAAUCCCAAGGCCGUGCCGACCAAGCUGGUGGGUGUGCCGCCCAGCCAGGGCCGCGGUGGCACGCAAACGCCUCGUCGUGAGUCGGUGUUUAUUACAGGCUCGCGCCCGUUGCCGAGUCCCAGCAGCAGUCUCGGCUCAAGUCCGAUGCUGGACAAGCUUGCGUUCGCCAUGUCGAAGAUCGGCGACAAGUCGAAUCAGUUUGAGUCGCCGUUGAUGAGCCCUGUGACGGCAACUAGUUCGUACGGGACGCCUACGAUGACGGCGUCGUCGUCAGAGACGGGCGCGCCCGGUGCGCCGUUUGGCAGCAAGAUGCCUGUGGGUGUGCCGCGUGGUGGGCCUGGCCCCUCGCUGCUGUCGCAGCAGGCGCGCACGGCGCAAGGCCGUGACGAGACGUUGCCGUUGGAUAUGGCCAAGUCGUUCUCGAGCACCUCGACGGGUCUCUCGCCGCCGGUGAGCACGUCGCCUGAUCCGCUGCGUCCUGCGCCUGCGGCAGGGGAUCCCACGACGCUGCCGCCGCCGCCGCCGUACGACCCUUCGACGCUGGAACGCAUUACUGUCAAAAUUGCCGACCUGGGCAAUGCCUGCUGGGUCGACCAUCAUUUCACCAACGAUAUCCAGACGCGGCAGUAUCGCUGCCCGGAGGCGAUUCUCGGCGCCAAGUGGGGUCCGACGGCGGAUUUGUGGAGUACCAGUGCGAUGUUCUUUGAGCUGCUUACUGGCGACUAUCUGUUUGAUCCGGCGGCUGGCAGCAAGUACAACAAGGACGAUGAUCACAUUGCACAGAUCAUUGAGCUAUUAGGCGACUUUCCCAAGAGCAUUGCGUUUACAGGGCGGUAUAGUGCCGAGAUCUUCAACCGCAAGGGCGAGCCACGUCAUAUCCACAAGCUACGGUACUGGCCGCUCGUGAAUGUGCUGAAGGAAAAGUACCUGCUUACACCCGAGCACGCCGAAGAGCUCUCCAACUUCCUUCUCCCGAUGCUCCGUCUGAACCCGGCGGAGCGGGCGACGGCGCAAGACAUGCUCUCGCAUGAGUGGCUCCAAGGCAUCAUUACGCAGGGCGAGAUUGAUAUUGUGCUCGAGCAGCAGCGCCGCGCCGCCGAGGCGGGCGGCGUGCACGUGCCUACGCGCGAUGAAUUGGACGCGGAGGAUGCGCUGAAGCCCAUUGGCUCUGGCGCCUCCUCGCCGCUGUCUGGCAGCCCAGGCAGUCACAGCGGCGUGGUGCCGCCUGGCUGGAAGGGGGGCGGGGAUAUGGCGACCCACGUUCUGCAGACGCAACUAUCGACCACCAAGCUGUCGCCUGGCGCGCCCUAA
Molecule: messenger RNA, 2190 nt
Organism: Malassezia pachydermatis
Lineage: Eukaryota; Fungi; Basidiomycota; Malasseziomycetes; Malasseziales; Malasseziaceae
Product: cmgc srpk protein kinase
Exons: 2
Coding region: 1-2190 (729 amino acids)
Biological process (GO): protein phosphorylation; regulation of mRNA processing; spliceosomal complex assembly
Molecular function (GO): protein kinase activity; ATP binding
Source: RefSeq, a predicted model, not a curated record